This is a messenger RNA of Liolophura sinensis, 4480 nucleotides long. RefSeq names its product phosphatidylserine synthase 2-like. The transcript is spliced from 12 exons. Gene Ontology annotation, molecular function: L-serine-phosphatidylethanolamine phosphatidyltransferase activity. The record is from RefSeq and is a predicted model, not a curated record. Gene Ontology annotation, biological process: phosphatidylserine biosynthetic process. The coding region runs from base 117 to 1514 and encodes 465 amino acids. Lineage: Eukaryota; Metazoa; Mollusca; Polyplacophora; Chitonida; Chitonidae.
GUUUUCUUGACCACGAUACCGCCGAGGUGACAACUGCGUGCCUAAAUGUCAGCUAAUUUACCAGAACGUCUGAGGUAGCCCAGAUUUAGCCAGAGGUGCAAGAAGGCUGUGCAACCAUGGCAUCGGUGGAAACCACCUAUGGGGAGCUCCCAUUCCCUCAUGACCAUCUCGUCCACACCGCCACCGCUCAUGAUUGGGAGGAGGAAAAACGCAAACAGAAGGACUUUUUUGAUGAUGGCACCAUGACAUUUUUCUGGCGUGCUCACACAAUUUCGGUGCUAGUUAUCUUCAGUGCAAUCCUGGUUUAUGUUGCCUUAUUUGAGACUCAAUAUACAGACACAGAGUACAACACUAAAAGAGGUAUUAUUGCCCUGAUUCUGGCCUUUCUGCUGUUCGGGGUCACUCAAACCCCUGAUGGACCCCUCAAAAGGCCUCAUCCUGCCUUUUGGAGACUCACACUAUGUCUCAGCAUUGUGUAUGAGCUGGCCUUAGUGUUUCUUUUAUUUCAGACUGUAGACCAUGCCCGCCAUUUGAUGAAGCAUUUUGAUGAGAAUCUUGGGAAACCACUGCCAGAAAAGGAUUAUGGAGGAAACUGCUACCUGUAUGAUCCAUCACAUGAAGAUCCUUUCCACAACAUCAAAGACAAAAUGGAUGGGUUUGUUGUGGUGCACUUCUUUGGCUGGUGGUUGAAAACGCUUAUCCUGCGUGACUGGUGGCUGUGUACUGUUAUCAGUAUUAUGUUUGAGAUCCUGGAGUACACUCUAGAGCAUCAGUUGCCUAACUUCAGCGAGUGCUGGUGGGAUCAUUGGAUUAUGGAUGCCCUUGUGUGUAAUGGCCUUGGUAUCUUCCUGGGGAUGAAGACCUUGCGGUAUCUGUCCAUGAAGCCUUAUCAUUGGAGAGGAAUGUGGAACAUACGCUCUUACAAGGGGCGCUUCAUGCGAGUUGCCGCUCAGUUUACACCUUAUAGCUGGACAGAUUUUGAUUGGAGACCCACAUCAAGCCUUAAGCGCUGGCUUGCCAUGUUAGGAGUCAUAUCCAUAUUUCUGUUGGCUGAGCUGAACACAUUCUACCUCAAGUUUGUGCUGUGGAUCCCACCGGAGCACUAUCUCUGCCUGGGUCGUCUAGUUUUGUUCCUGUUCUGGGGAGCUGCUGCCAUGAGGGAAACCUUCCAGUACUUGGAUGACCCAAACAUAAAGUUAUUUGGCCGCCAGUCAUGGAUGAUCGCUGGUAUCAUUGUCACAGAGUUCCUAAUUACGCUGAAGUUUGACUGGGAGUUGAUCAGCCUGCCCUUGCCUCGGCAUGUUGUCAUAUUCUGGUCUGUUGGUCUCAUCAGCCUUUUCCUGUACACCUUCUGGAAGUUCUACAUCAAGCGGGAUGUCAAGCUAGACAUCCUGCCUCAAGAGAAACUAAUGUAUCAGAAUGGCAGUACUCAGAUGUACAAGCAGUCCAAUGGAGAGGGAGUGUCCAAUGGGACUCGUCAAUCAGCUCAUGCCAGAAAGGUCAAAUCUACAUGACCUUCAAGGCACCAUAUUAACACUUGAAACACACACACAAACAUGUCUGAUUGUGUUCAGAUUGCCUAAAUCUAUAUUUUGCAAAUAUGUAUCUUUUGAAAAGUUUUUAAACAAAAGAUAAACUAUUUUCUGUUGUGUAUUAAAUUCAAAAUAUAAAUAAUUACUGGUAUACAAAUUUAUAUUGAGCCGUUGUAAGCUUUUUAUUGGAAUUGGGUUGAAAAUUAGGCUCACGUGGGGACAGUAAUAGAUGUAUAUGUUACAACAUUGAGGAUGUUUAUCUUUUCACACAUAAGUGACAAACAUAUAAUUUUAUAUGACAAAUUAGGUCCUUAUGAACACAACAAUAAAUUAAAUUGUGUUAUUUCUAAAACAAAGCAUGUUUAUAUUUCCAAACAAAUCGUUGGGUAAAAGUUUUGUAUAUUUAUACCAUGGAUCAAGAAAUAGUAAUCUGGAUUGUUAAUGAUAGAUUAUGGCCCUGUUUGUUCUGUUGUUUGGAGUGAUACAUUGUUUACACAGUAUGUGACCUGACUAAGGUGGCUGGUACUGUAGGUUUGUACUUUUGAUGUGUUCGUAUUUCUUGUACAACGUGUUUAACAAUUAAAGUCCUGUGCUCCUUGUUGUUGACAGGAUAUUGUUGAGAGGUUAACUUUUCUUCAACAUGUAAGGCCUACAUUGGUACUUGGUGUACUUGAAAUUAAUUGGGAUUACCUUAUUUGGCAAUCGGACGAUAGGAAUUGGAUUAAAGUGGAUUCAUGAUAAAUAGAGUCAUCCUGGCAGUGAUAACUACUACUGUAAUUCUUCAACCUUUUCGCAUGUUCUCAAGGUGUUUAUCCAAGCAUAUUCUGAAGGCAUUAUUCUGUGUACACUCAUUAAGUUACACUUUUUGUGAAACCCUGAAAUUGGCCAACCCUACCAUUGCAAUUUUGUCUCCAAAAUCAAAUUAAAAAGGUGGAUAAAUGACUUUGAAAGUUGUCCUUUGAUAUGUGAAAAGGUUGAGGAAUUUGGGUUUUACUGAAUGAUGUAUUCCUGAAAAAAGGACAAUUUUAAACUUUUCUCAGGCAAGCUUUGUUUUAAUGAGCUCUUUGGACCUAUUUGACAUGUGAUUCACACAAAACAAUUUGGAAGUGUGUGUUAACAGAGCUAUGCAGUUGCAUAUAUUUUUGUAACUUUGACCUACGUGUAGGCCUGUUCUAGUAUAAUACCAUUUUGUGGUCAUGUACUGUUGUCCAAAUGAGAAAUCAUCACUGGAACAUUAUUUGUACCUUGUCACAUACCCUGAAUGACCUAAAAUUUCGCCCACAAAAUGGCAUUUUUAGAGGCAAAUAAAUGUCACAAAAUACUAUUUGUGGUGAUGAAACUUAGAAUUUUCCAGCAGAAUAUCAUCACGUGUUCCAACCAAACCUCACAACACAUGUCUAAAAUCAAUAGAACUCUCAAAGUCAGGAAAAAUGGGCACGUUCGUCAUGGACGAAAUUUAUGUUCACCUAGGGUAUUUCAUUGUUUUGGACGUGGGUGAAAAGAAUGUUGUGUGAAGAGUGUACCUCAUGAUAUCUACCUGUGCAACUUGUGCAUCAUAUUUACCUGCAAGUGAAUUUUAUACUCUUGCUAUACUACAUUACUAAUCCCUCCAACCCAGCCAGUGAGAAUGCCAAGGCUUUUUUUUUUUUAACUAACAAAUGGUUAAAGUUUCCUCAAUAUGUACUUAUGAACUGUUGGCGGAUAAUGUUUUGAUGUCUUACAUUUAUUUCUGUAUGUUAAUGAAAUGGAAUGAUGCCAAUUCAAUGUAUCAGUAUAACACUAUAUUAACUUGGUUUCCAUGUUUCUGUAAAAUCUGCUUUGAUAAUCAUUUGUUUUCUUUUUUUUAUUUGUGUUGAAUAUGUUUAGUUAGUAAAGUGUAUUUAAACUUUGAGGCACAUUGUGGAUAGUAUAGGCCAUUCCUCCAGGAGUGAACAAACUGGUUGAGAAGAGAGCUUCUGGGUUCGGUCAUUCUUUGUGCAGCUUUAAAGCAGUGAUGAUAUGGUGUCACAAUAGUCUGCUCAGAUUAGCAGUUUAAAUGUCACACCUUAAAUUGUUUCUUAUUCCUGACUCGUCCAUUCCUGAAUAAGUGCUUGACCGCCAGAGUAAGUUUCCAGAUACAGCUGAACAGUCAAGGGAGGUAACUGCUAACAUUGUACUGCUGCCAUAUCAUUGUCACAUGUUCACAGCCAUGAACCCAUGGGUUCUUUGGACUGCCUUUUGUGUAACUAAUUGUAACUGUGAAUUGCAGCGUUGUUUGUGGUCUGUAUAUGAAUAUUUUUGCUACAUUCAUUGCCCAUCACCAUUGUAAUCAGUUGGUUGAUGGAUAGAGGAUUGAUUAUCCUGCAGAACCUCGUCGGUCUGCCAAUGCCUGGUCACAAGUGGACAGCCUUGUAGCUUAACUGUCACAAGAUUUUCAGCAACAAAACUCACCUGUUCCAAACGACGACUCAACUGCAUUCUGAUUGGUUUAUGGAGUUCUACAGACAUCUUACUGCAAGGACGCAGUUGGCCAGGUUUGCUGGUGUCGUGUUGUGGCACUUCGGAACUGUUUCAAUGUUAUUGCACAAAGUGAUUGUAGGCUAGGUUGAUUGUAAGUACCAUGGCAACAUAUGUUGUUAAUAUGUGUUGCUAUGGUAAUUACAGCUAACUUAAUCUACGAUCGCUUAGUUCAAGAGGGUUCAGGUCUGUCGAGGGUCUGGAAGACUGGUUAAUCAGUAGAACUGAUCUUUGUAUUACAUGCUGUCCAGACUUUCCACCACGCUCUGUUCCAUGCCUGCCUGCCUGUUGCUCAUUUUUUGUUUGUACAGAAACUGCCUGUGUUACCUUUGAAUAUAUAUAGAUAUAUAUAUUUUAUAGCGUGUCAAAUACGUUGCUGUUAUUUCACUGUCAGUUUGGUUCCCAUACUGUGGAUGUACAUGUACUUUGGUAAAGAUUAAAUUGCAAAUAAA